This is a messenger RNA of Saccharomycodes ludwigii, 2193 nucleotides long. Its product is annotated as conserved putative beta-mannosyltransferase. The record is from RefSeq and is a predicted model, not a curated record. Gene Ontology annotation, molecular function: mannosyltransferase activity. The transcript has a single exon. The coding region runs from base 1 to 2193 and encodes 730 amino acids. NCBI's taxonomy places the organism in Eukaryota, Fungi, Ascomycota, Saccharomycetes, Saccharomycodales, Saccharomycodaceae.
AUGACUGAAAAGGAAGAUAUCGGUAAUUUAUCCAACAUUAGCGGAAACAAUAAUAAAGAUGACAGUAUAAUGUCAAUCCCCAAUGAAGAAGCGCACUCGGAUGAAAUUCAUAGAUUUUGGUUUAAGGAUAUAUUUUUGAAAAUAUACCAUCAUUUCAUUCUACUAAUUUAUUAUAAACUUACAAAGAUCUUUAAUAAAUUAAUUGGAGUAUGUUCUCUCAAAAUUAAGCAGAGGAGAAGCAUCAAGAAAAAUAUUUUUCUGACUACCAUUGUUCUAGUAAUCAUUAUAGUACUGCAUACAGGACAUCAGAACUAUUCUGCAUUACCACCUGGUCCUGCCAAUUUUAAUCACAAUAAACAUAUCAGGCCUCUAACUUUUAUUGAUUCAAAAAAGGAUUAUUUAAAUUUUAGGUUGCCUAGGAAACAUUGGUUUACCAAAAAUUCUAGAAGAAAAAAUAUUGCUAAUACACCAGUUACUUCUAAAAUGGUUGCUGAAUAUAAAUUUCAAAAUUAUAAACCACAUGCCUACGUUUCUAACUUAAAUAUAGAUUACAGCCAAUCGGAAUCUGCAAAUAAUGAUAGGGAGCACUUUUGUUCUAAACUGGAAUAUAAAUCACAGUUCCAAUAUAGCAUGGAUUCAAUCCAUUAUAUAGAUAACAAUAUAGAGGACCUAAUCGAAAUACGUCAAGAAUUAUUGGACCACUGGCCCAAAUACCGUGAUUUUAUACAAGAUUCACAAGAUACCGAAAGGCACAUGACACCGCUGGAAAUAGCGAAGAGAAAUUGGUUUAAAUUCGGUACCUCUGCCGUUUGGUGGGAAGAACAAAAGUGCUAUUUUGCUGUCACAAGGGUUAUGUGGAGUAGAGAAGGAAGACAACAUAGACCAAGGAUAAGUUUGGGUAGACUACAAUUGUUUGACAAGGAUUGGAAUGAAAUCAAAGGUAGGAGAAUAUAUUUUAAAGAUAUUAUUCAUGAUAGGGAGGCAAUUGCAGAAACUAUCAGAAGAAUCAAACACAACGUUGGCAUUAAAGAUUGUACUAGGUUACAAGCAGGUAGUCAGGAAUACCACAGUUGUGUUGAUAAAAAUACAAAGUUAAAACUAACAGCUGAUAUUAAAGAGAAACAGUUUCUAGACAAAUUUAGUUUGGAGUUCCCAACAUUCAUGGAUAUUGAAUUAGGCAAUAAGGAUGGUUAUUACACUGGUAGUGAAGAUCCACGUGUCAUAUUAAAGGAGAACAUGUUUGAUAAAAACAAACAAGAGCCCUUUAUCCAUUUCAACAUGGAAUAUAAAGACAUUGUUAGGAAGGGUAGAGAGGAAGAAACAAAACAAAGAAGAUAUAUGUGUGGUUAUUUCCCUCUGAGAAAAAAUGAGCGCCAAAUAAAAUUUACCAUUAAUAAAAAAGAACCAAAUAGAAUGGAGAAAAACUGGACUCCUUUCUUUCAUAUGGAAGACUAUUCAAACAAUGAAAUAAUAGACACGCAUUAUCAUAGAGGCUAUAUCCAUUUCAUUUACUCUUUUAAACCUUUGGAAAUUUUGAAAUGCUCUUUAGACGAUGGGCGUUGUGAAAUUGUGUUUGAUGACAAUAUGGUCAAUCAUGUAGACGGUGAAGAUCCCAUUAAUUAUAAAGCCAUAAGAGGUGGUUCUCAGUAUGUUCCAUUACCUUCAGAACUACCUGAAUUGAAGGGCAAAAAAAUCUGGGUUGGUUUCCCUAAAUUGCAUUUGGAGAAGUGCGGAUGCGGCAGACAUUAUUAUAGACCGAUGUUAAGUGUUUUACUUUUCAAUAAAAUUGAUAACAGUUAUCAUGAAGAGCUCGUUUCUCCUAUAGUUGAUUUUGAUUUGCCAGUUCUAAGCUGGGACAGGAAAGAUGUUUAUUGCGAUGAUGUCAGUGUUAGUAGUGCAAAUUCGAUUGCAUUUUGGGAAAUUGUUGAUCAAAAUGGUAAAACGGGAGAAUAUGAGGAUUAUUUGAUGCUUGUUACUAGUGAAGCUGAUUAUGUGUCCAAGUCGAUUAUUUUGAAAGGUAUCUUGGAUUACGUUUUGGGUGUAUAUAAACAAAAAGAUAUCAAAGAAGUAUUUGAUAUAUCUGAUAAAAACGCUAGAGGUAUUAUUAAGAAAAGCUUAUAUUGUAUCCAAGACUAUGGUGCUAAAAGUUGUAGGGAGUACAAUGAUAAACAUCCAUUUAAUAAAGAUGAUUGA